Molecule: messenger RNA, 1668 nt
Organism: Benincasa hispida (wax gourd)
Lineage: Eukaryota; Viridiplantae; Streptophyta; Magnoliopsida; Cucurbitales; Cucurbitaceae
Product: diiron containing four-helix bundle family ferritin protein, putative (Protein of unknown function DUF455)
Source: RefSeq, a predicted model, not a curated record
ACACAAAUUUUGGCGCGGUCCGAAUUGGUAUAGGAAGAAUGAUGCAGCGUCUUCGACUCAAAUCUCUACUUUUAUGGCCUACUCUUCGCUCUUCUUCCUAUCCCCAUCUCCAUUCUCAAACCCUCAAACUAAAUUCCUCUUCUCUUCAAUACACGCCUUGGUCUGGUAUCAAAGCUUGGAGGCAGAGUCCCCUCAAUGAGAAUCGAUUUUGGGGACCCAAUGGACCAGAGCCUCUGGCUGAAUCAUCAUCAACUGGGUUUCUCUUUGACAGCCGAAUCGAAUCGGCUUCGUCUCUUGCGGAGUUGGGUGCAUUGGUUCUCUCUACCAGUGACCCUUUGACCAAAUCCAUACUCUCUCAUCUUGCUUACUCCAGAUGGUCUCAGGAAGAUCUUCCCAUUGGUGUUUUUGAUGCUCCUUCCCGUCCUGCUCGGCCCCCUGUGCCGAAAUUGGUCUCCCCAAAGGAAAUUCCGGCUCCUAAAAACGCAGGAUUGCCUCUGAAUGCUUAUAUGUUACACAAUCUUGCUCAUGUUGAGCUUAAUGCAAUCGAUUUGGCUUGGGACACAGUCGUUCGAUUUUCUCCCUUCAGUGAAGUUCUUGGGGAGGGGUUUUUUGCUGACUUUGCUCAUGUUGCUGAUGAUGAGAGUCGCCAUUUUAUGUGGUGUUCACAGAGACUUGCUGAACUUGGUUUCAAAUAUGGAGAUAUGGCUGCUCAUAAUUUGCUUUGGAGGGAGUGUGAGAAAUCAUCUGACAAUGUAGCUGCACGCUUGGCAACAAUCCCGCUCGUCCAGGAGGCUAGAGGACUUGAUGCUGGGCCCCGACUAGUGAAGAAACUAAUUGGCUUCGGGGAUCAUAGAACAUCUGAUAUUGUAGCUAGAAUUGCUGAUGAAGAAGUUGCACAUGUAGCUGUUGGCGUCUACUGGUUCGUCUUAGUCUGUCAGAAAAUGGCACGUGCUCCAUGCUCGACUUUUAGAGACUUGUUAAAAGAAUACAACGUGGAACUAAAAGGGCCUUUCAAUUAUUCAGCUCGAGAUGAAGCUGGCUUUCCACGUGAUUGGUAUGACAUAUCAAACACGAAUGUACAGGAUGAGUCAAGUGGAAGCGCUAGAAAUGAACAGCUAUCUGUGGUUUACGAUAGGCUCACUUCUUUAAUAUCCAUGGAGUGCAAGAACUCCAGUCUGCAUGGGCCUUCAGAAUGAGAUGUGCAAUUCACCAUUGUCCGGUGUUUUGGGAAUGUACAUUGCCAUUGCUGUUAUUGAUUGCUGCAUCGCUAAGAACCCAAUAAAGUUUAAUGAUUCUGGAGCACAGUUUUGUAUGGUUAGUAUCCUGUUUUAUCUCAGUCAUCAAGAUUAAGAGCAUCAAUUCGUCCCCAGACUAAUGUAGAACUGCUUGAAGAUCUCUAGAUCUAUCAUUUUUUUUUUCCGAAUCCUGUAAAUUAUGGUUAUAUACAUGUGAAAAUAUGAAAAUAAACACAAUUUAAUCUACCUGCCCAAGUCAACGACGGUCGUGUUUUAAUUCUAAUGUGAAUGAAAGUUGAGGAGUAUAGUUUUAUAUAGUUAGUUUUCUGUUUUAUCUGAGUCAUCAAGACCAAGAAUACACAUUGGUCUAUGUACUAUUCUUUAAAUCAUCCCUUUGAAUCCGUAGUUUUUGGGAAGAAACAUAUGAAAAGCA